GUAAAUGAAUAAAAAUGUAAAAUGCCUUCAUCUGCCGCAAACAAUCAUGUCUUCCCGAAUACCACCACGUUUUUAAAAGACACGAAUCUAACAGAACCACACACUGCUGAAGAUCCUGGGAUAUCCUUUUACAUCUAUUAUUAUGGGAUGAUUUGUAUAAUAAUGUGUAUUAACAUAACCGGGAAUACCCUAGUUAUCAGAGCUGUAAUGAGGACUCCCAACCUCCGCACGCCAUGUAAUCAUUACAUUGUGAGCUUGGCUGUUACAGAUUUACUUAUUGGAGUCAUAUAUCCUUUAUACAAUGUUGCUCAUCUAGAACUCGUGCCGGAAGUCAGUCGUGCUUUAGGUCAGUGGGGCGUUUGUCGUUUCUUGGUGAGUGAGGUGCUUGCCUUGAGUACUAGCUGUUCUUAUCAUUUAGUAGCCAUCACGGUUACUCGGUAUGUCGCCAUUUUGUACCCGUUACGGUAUCAUCUCUACUUCACAACCAAAUCCACAAAGUACACCAUUUAUAGUAUCUGGGUCCUAUCCCAUUGUACGUGCAUUUUUAUGUAUACUCUCUACAACCCAGAGAAAUACAUCGGUGUUUGCCGCUAUGAGCUGAUCUUCUCUAUAACACAUUUAAUUAUACUCCUCAUAAUCCAGUAUUUUCUACCUCUCCUAAUCAUGCUAUCUCUAUAUGCUAGAAUCGUCAGAAUUGCAAGACAUCAGGCAAAAGCAAUAGCUCUUCAAGAACGAGUGCUGAGAAAUAAAAGUCAUGCAUUUAAUUUCAUUCGCCGACAAGAACUGAAAUCUACAGUAAUGGUGUCUGUUUUGUUGGGCUUCUACAUAAUUGUAUGGACGCCGAUGAUAAUAUAUCUUUUUUUCUAUAAAAUAACUUGUGUAGAAAAUUGCUUUCAAUCUCCAUUUAUUAGAGCUACUUGUCGAAUUCUUCUGUAUAUGAACUCGGCUGUAAACGUAUUUAUUUACGCUGGCCGACUACCAGAAUUUCGAAAAAGCAUUCAGAAAGAUAUAACAAAGCUACAAAAAUAUUUGUGUUUUUGUAAAUAGCAGUUUUGAAAUGAUUUAAGAAUUGUAAACAUUAAAACUGGUUUUAAAAGAUCUGUCCAUGCCCAUUUAAAAUAAGCUUUAAAAAUACAACUUAUUGGCAAGUGUGUACGAUAUGUGGCUUAAAAAACCGAAAAGAAACUUGUGUUAUUCUUCUUAUUUAAUACAACCCUGUAGAAUUUAUCUAGAUGUGGGAUUGUUAUUUUACAUCUCUCCCUAUUUUGUUUUUUUAAUAUUGAGACACUAACUCUAGCCGAUAAGGCUGUCCAUGCAGUUAGGGAUCUUUUUUUAUGCCAAAAUCUUCUGGGACACGGGGUCUCGCUUUAUUUAGUCUCAUCCAAAGGAACGGUCACCAAAUCCUGCAGGGAUAAACAGGAAUUAAAUUCAGCAGACGCUUUCACCAUUUUGCCACGAGGACCAUAACACGUAUUUCUUAUAGAAAAGAUUUAAAAACACUUGUUAAGUUUUAUACAAAUAUAAUAACAAAACUGUUUUUAUUGUUGUAAUACAAAUGAUUAAAUUUACUUAGACAUUGUAUAUAUUCAAGUCAUGAACAA
Messenger RNA from Saccostrea cuccullata (small rock oyster), 1601 nucleotides. RefSeq names its product melanocortin receptor 5-like. Bases 22 to 1047 code for a protein of 341 amino acids. Gene Ontology annotation, cellular component: dendrite; plasma membrane. Gene Ontology annotation, molecular function: G protein-coupled serotonin receptor activity; neurotransmitter receptor activity. The transcript is spliced from 5 exons. Lineage: Eukaryota; Metazoa; Mollusca; Bivalvia; Ostreida; Ostreidae. The record is from RefSeq and is a predicted model, not a curated record. Gene Ontology annotation, biological process: chemical synaptic transmission; G protein-coupled receptor signaling pathway, coupled to cyclic nucleotide second messenger.